Trichoderma aggressivum f. europaeum is the source of this 2778-nucleotide messenger RNA. RefSeq lists its product as uncharacterized. NCBI's taxonomy places the organism in Eukaryota, Fungi, Ascomycota, Sordariomycetes, Hypocreales, Hypocreaceae. Gene Ontology annotation, biological process: mitotic recombination; mismatch repair. The record is from RefSeq and is a predicted model, not a curated record. The transcript has 3 exons. Bases 1 to 2778 code for a protein of 925 amino acids. Gene Ontology annotation, molecular function: ATP binding; mismatched DNA binding; ATP-dependent DNA damage sensor activity. Gene Ontology annotation, cellular component: MutSalpha complex; nucleus.
AUGGCUUCAAGACCCGAAUUGAAGGUCGACGACGAGGGCGGCUUCAUCCGCUUCUUCAAGUCUCUGCCAGAUCUCGGUGAAGAUGCCGUGCGGAUAUUCGACCGAGGCGACUGGUACACCGCCCAUGGCAACGAUGCCCUGUUCAUUGCUAAAACUGUCUACAAGACGACGUCCGUUGUCCGACAACUCGGCAAAAACGACCACACCGGUCUCCCCUCCGUCACAUUAACCACGACCGUCUUCCGGCAGUUCCUCCGCGAGGCGCUCUUCAAGCUGGGCAAGAGAAUCGAGAUCUGGCAGAACUCCAGCGGUCGGAUGAACUGGAAGUGCAUCAAGCAGGCGUCCCCCGGAAACCUUCAAGAUGUCGAAGACGAGCUAGGUGGCCAGAUUGAUUCGGCGCCCAUGAUUAUGGCAGUCAAGAUAUCCGCAAAGGCUUCCGAGGCGCGUGGCGUCGGUGUCUGCUUCGCUGACGCCAGUGUGCGAGAGCUCGGUGUCAGCGAGUUCCUCGACAAUGACCUCUACUCCAACUUUGAGGCUCUUCUUAUUCAGCUUGGUGUCCGAGAGUGCCUCAUCCAAUACGAGAAGGGCGACAGAGAGAAGGAGAAAGACCCUGAAUUGGCAAAGAUACGGCAAAUCAUCAAUAACUGCGGUGUCGCUCUAGCGGAGCGGCCAGCUGGUGACUUUGCCAUCAAAGACAUCGAACAGGAUCUGGCCCGCCUCUUGAAAGACGAAAAAUCAGUUGCCAUGCUACCACAGACAGACCUUAAGUUGGCCAUGGGUUCUGCGGCAUGUCUGAUCAAGUACAUUGGCGCCCUACAAGAUGUCUCCAACUUUGGCCAGUAUCAGCUCUACCAGCACGACUUGGCACAGUAUAUGAAGCUUGAUGCAGCUGCCCUCAAGGCGCUCAAUCUCAUGCCCGGUCCACGAGACGGAUCGAAGACGAUGAGCAUCUACGGUGUGCUCAACCACUGCAAGACCCCCGUAGGCAGCCGCCUUUUGGCGCAGUGGCUGAAGCAGCCGUUGAUGAGCAAGGAUGAAAUUGAAAGGCGACAGCAGCUCGUAGAGGCGUUCUAUACCGAUACAGAGCUUCGCCAAACCAUGCAGGAAGAGCACCUGCGCUCCGUCCCCGAUCUGUACCGCCUAUCGAAGAAAUUCCAGCGCGGCAAGGCCAAUCUAGAGGACGUUGUCCGCGCUUAUCAAGUUGUCAUCCGUCUCCCAGGCUUCAUCGGCACCCUGGAGGGAAUCAUGGACGAGGCUUACAAGGAUCCUCUUGACGACGCAUACACCAACAAGCUCCGAGAGUUGUCCGAUAGUCUCGGCAAGCUUCAGGACAUGGUUGAGCAAACUGUCGACCUCGAUGCCCUGGAUCGACACGAGUACAUCAUCAAGCCAGAGUAUGACCAGAGCCUGCGUAUUAUCCGCAAGAAGCUCGACCAGCUCGACCGUGAUAUCAGACAGGAAUUCCACAGCGCCGCUCGUGACCUGGACCAAGAGGCCGACAAGAAGAUUUUCCUCGAGGCAAACCACAAGGUCCACGGCGUGUGCAUGCGCCUGACGAGACAAGAGGCUGGCUGCAUCCGCGGCAAGUCAAAGUAUCAGGAGUGCUCCACCCAGAAGAAUGGCGUCUACUUUACAACAAAGCAGCUGCAGGCCUAUCGUCGUGAGCACGACCAGCUGUCGGCAAACUACAACCGCACUCAGAGCAGCUUGGUGAACGAGGUCGUCCAGGUAGCAUCCUCGUAUUGCCCCGUCUUGGAGCGUCUUGCUGGCGUGCUGGCUCAUCUAGAUGUCAUCGUCUCGCUCUCUCACGCCGCCGUGCACGCUCCUGAGGCUUACGUCCGACCCAAGAUGCAUACCAGGGGCGAGGGUCAGACAAAGCUCAUCGGUGCUCGUCACCCUUGCAUGGAACUCCAGGACGACGUCCAAUUCAUCACCAACGACGUGGAUCUUACCCGUGACAAGUCGUCGUUCCUCAUCAUCACCGGACCCAACAUGGGUGGUAAAUCGACUUACAUCCGCCAAGCCGGUGUCAUUGCCCUCAUGGCUCAAGUUGGCUCUUUUGUCCCCUGUUCAGAGGCCGAGCUCACCAUUUUCGACUCCAUCCUUGCCCGUGUGGGUGCCUCUGACUCUCAACUCAAGGGUGUCUCAACUUUCAUGGCCGAAAUGCUUGAGACGGCCAAUAUCCUCAAGUCGGCCACAGCUGAGUCCCUCAUCAUCAUUGACGAGCUCGGUCGCGGUACUUCGACAUACGAUGGCUUCGGCCUCGCCUGGGCCAUCUCCGAGCAUAUUGUCAAGGAGAUUGGUUGCUUUGCCAUGUUUGCAACUCACUUCCACGAACUGACGGCGCUGGCCGACCAGUAUCCCCAGGUCAAGAACAUGCACGUCACAGCGCACAUUAGCGGCACCAAUGGCGAUAUCAACGCCAAACGCGAGGUUACGUUGCUGUACAAGGUUGAGCCUGGCAUCUGCGAUCAGAGUUUCGGUAUCCACGUCGCCGAACUUGUGCGCUUCCCUGACAAGGUCGUCCGCAUGGCCAAGCGCAAGGCGGACGAGCUCGAGGACUUUACUACCAAACACGAGGAUCUCGGCAUGAGCUACAGUACUGAGGAUGUGGAACAGGGCAGCGCAAUGCUCAAGAAGGUGCUGGUUGAAUGGAAAGAGGCUGUGCAGAACGGAGAGCUCAGCAAGGAGGAGCAGGUGGCCAAGCUAAAGGAAUUGGUGGCAGCAGACGAGAAGUUGCUUGCCAACCCCUUCUUUCAAUCCGUCAAGGCGCUAUGA